Molecule: messenger RNA, 2258 nt
Organism: Sus scrofa (pig)
Lineage: Eukaryota; Metazoa; Chordata; Mammalia; Artiodactyla; Suidae
Gene: KRT39
Product: keratin 39
Biological process (GO): epithelial cell differentiation; intermediate filament organization
Cellular component (GO): cytoskeleton
Molecular function (GO): structural molecule activity
Source: RefSeq, a predicted model, not a curated record
CCACAGCCACAGCAUGCCAGAUCCUUAACCCACUGAGCAAGGCCAGGGAUGGAACCCGAGUCCUCAUAGGUCCUCGUUGGGUUCGUUAACCACUGAGCCACGAUAGGAGCGCCCCAACCUCUUUUCCAAGGCAUUUCUUAUUAUCAGACAAACCCUACCUGGAAAGCCAGGAAUCUAGACCUUUAAAAGAGUCUUAUUUAAGGCCAACAUUUUCAUCCAUAUUCACAAUGUCUGAACGAUGAAAAUAAAAUACUGAUUUCGAAGAUCAUUAAUAAUUAUUAGAUACCAAUAGACACCUUUUUCUAAAGAAGAAAGGAAAAGAAGGAUGGAUUCAUUCCUGGUCAAGCUCAAUGCCGGAGGAAGAGGUCAAAAGGCCUUAAUGAACCUAAUACACUCACACCUGCUUAAUAAGGGAUGCUGUUAGAACUGUAAGGAGAGUUCCUUUUGAAGAUAUACGGUGAAGCUCUGAAUCCCAUGACAAGUAGUAGUUGUGACGGGUCAUAACUUAGUAACCACCUAAACGCACAUUUUUAUGAGUCAAGUAACUCUUCCCAGGCAAGUAAAAAGCAGACUAAUGAGAUGUUUCUAUGGGAUUUGAUAUAACAUUAGAAAGGAAAACAUCUUACCUGCUGUGACACCACCUAGAGCAAAGGCUAUAUAAGCACUUCAAAGAGGAAAAAGCCAAGAGGCUUGGAAUUUAAACUCCGUCCCAGUUGCUUGAGCUUUGUAUCCUGGAGACCAAGACGUUGACCUAAACCGAGGCGGGCACACACACUAUGGAUACCAAAGGCUGUACAACAACUAUGUCUUCUUCAGCGCCACGUCGAAGCUGUUCUAGGAUCACAGACGUAAGGACCAUUGUUUCUCAUACCAGCUGCCGGCAUGGUGGUCUGGAAGCCAACAGCUGUCAACCAAUGGGUCACGGUCUGAGAAAUCACCUGUCUCAGCGCUGCCAACCCACUCCUUGCUUUGGGCUCCCGCCCCUCUGCUUAAUAAACAACUGCAGUGCCUGUCCCUCUCUGGAUGAUUGCCACUGGUGUGAGGAAGGCAUCCACUGUAAGGAGAAAGAGACCAUGCAGUUCUUGAAUGACCGCCUUGCUAACUACCUGGAAAAGGUACGAAUGCUGGAACGAGAGAACGCCGCCCUGGAGUGUAAAAUCCAGGAAGAGUGUGACAAAGAGCUCCCGGUCAUGUGUCCUGACUACCAGUCCUGCUACGCUAUCAUUGAGGAGCUCCAGCAGAAGAUCUUGUGUACCAAGGCUGAGAAUUCCAGACUGGUCUCACAAAUUGACAACACCAAACUGGCUGCUGAUGACUUGAGAGCCAAGUACGAAGCUGAGGUGUCCCUACGCCAGCUAGUGGAGGCAGAUGCCAAUGGCCUCCGGCAGAUUCUGAACGCACUGACCCUGGGCGAGGCUGACCUGGAAGCACAAGUCCGGUCUCUGAAGGAGGAGCUCCUUUGCCAAAACAACCAUGAAGAGGAAAUCAGCUCCUUACAGAGCCAGCUUGGGGAGAGACUCAGCAUUGAAGUGACGGCCCCUUCUAUUGACCUAAACCGGGUUCUACAAGAAAUGAGAUGUCAGUAUGAGUCCGUCGUGGAGACAAACCGCAGAGAUGUGGAACAGUGGUUCUGCACACAGAUGGAGGACCUGAACCAGCAGGUGGCGACCAGCACUCAGCAGCAGCAGUGCUGCCAGAGGGAGAUCAUUGAACUGAGAAGCACCGUGAACGCUCUAGAGAAUGAACUGCAGGCCCUGCACCGAAUGAGGGAUUCCCAGGAAUGGGCCCUGGCGGAGACGGAGGCCCGCUACGCAGCCUUGCUGGCCCAGAUCCAGCGUUUGAUCGAUAACCUAGAGGCUCAGCUGGCAGAGAUCCGGGGGGCCCUGGAAAGACAGAACCAAGAAUACGAGAUUCUGCUGGACAUCCGGUCCCGUCUGGAGUGUGAGAUUACCACGUACCGCAGCCUUCUGGAGCGCUCAGAUGGCAAGCUCCCCUGUCAUCCAUGUGCCACCAAAUAUCAACCUUCCACUUGCACAUCCAGUAAGACCAGAGCCGUGGAACACACAGCCCGGCCUCACACACCUCCCUCAGACCCCUGUGGGAUACCCGAGGCCCGAGCUGCCUGCAGAGACCUGUCCCGAAUUCUCAUCAAAAUCUGCACCACCACCAAGGAGAUUAAGGAUGGGAAAGUCAUUUCUUCUCACGAGCACGUGCAGCCUUGCUUCAUCACCCGGACUGCCAAAGCCUAACCUCGAAAG